GAGGAGGAGGAGGAAGGCUGGGCUCCGCGGAGGGACUCGUUCCAAAGGAUGCCCCCCGGGAGCCCCGGCCUUCUCCCCCGCUGAGGAAGGCUGCCCUCUCCAGGACUGCAAGACCCAUCGGCCCUGCCUGCCUGCCUGCCUUCCAAGGAGUUGGGGAGACAAGGAGGAGGAAGAGGAGGGGGCUCUCUGCCGCUGAGCUCCAGGAGUGGAGGGGGCGCCGGGGAUGAUGGGGCCCCUGGGCUGAGCCUGCCUGCCUGCCUGCCUGCCUUCCGGGCGAUGGCCGGGGAGUCUCCGGUGGACCUUCGGAGGGGGCGCCCCCGCUGGGAGGCCAAGGAGCCCGGCCCCGAGAGGCCCCCGCUGCCGCUGCGGAAGAGGCGCCGCUGCUACGCCUCCGAGGAGGACCAGGGGCCCAAGGCCGCCCCCGCCCCGCAGCCAGGAGGCCUCCGGCAGCAGAGGGGCCCCGGACUGGGAGCAGCAAGCGGAGGCUGGGAGCUGCUCCUCCGGGCCAAGGCCCCCUCGCCCCCGCCGGGGCCCCCGGCAGGUUUCACCGGAUCCUUCUUGAACCCGGAGCUGGCUCCCAUUUUGCACCCGGUGACCCCUUCCCACCCUUUGCUGGGCGUCCCAGUGCCUUACUCCUUGCUGUGCUCCAUAGAAGCCCAGCUGGCCCUGGACAUUGCCACCGCCACCAAGCAAGACGAAGACGGAGACACGCCUCUCCACAUCGCCGUGGUUCAAGGGAACCUCAUGGCAGUGCAGCGUUUGGUGGCACUCUUUCACCAGGGACAUCGGGACGUGGACACCUUCAACAACCUGCGGCAGACUCCCUUGCAUUUGGCAGUCAUCACAGCCCAGCCAGCCUUGGUGAAGUUGUUGCUGGUGCAUGGUGCCUCGCCAAUGGUCCUAGAUCGGCAUGGACAGACCGCCCUCCAUCUUGCCUGUGAACAUGGCAACCUACGCUGCUUGCAAGAAUUGCUGGAUGGGAGCCCUGUGCCCUUGGAUUUGGAGGCCAGGAAUUUCGAGGGUCUAACUCCUCUCCAUGUGGCUGUUGGGACUUCCAACCACAACGUCGUCCUUACUCUGCUUGAACACGGGGCUGAUGUCGAUGCUGUGGAUAUUAAGAGCGGGCGCUCUCCCCUCCUGCAUGCGGUGGAGAACAAUAAUAUGGAAAUGGUGGAGCUGCUGCUAAAGCAUGGAGCCAGCGUAAAUGCGCAGUCAUACGGUGGCAACACGGCGCUCCAUGCAGCCAGCGGACGAGGCUUUUUGGACAUGCUGCGCCUUCUGGUCCGCAAUGGGGCAGAUGGCAGCCUCAAAAACUACCACAACGACACCCCUUUGAUGGUGGCCAAGAACAAAAGGGUGAUUGACAUCUUGAGAGGCAAAGCCUCCCACUCUGGAUUGGCUCCCGACAACGUCCACGACAGACCGUCCCCAGCCAACAGCAUGGCCAGCUCUCCUGGCCUCCAGCCGGCCCACUCUGGUCUGCCGCGUUCUUCGCCGGACACGUGUCCCGCCGCCCCUAGCCCCAGCCGGACCCCGAAGCCCCAGAGGGCAGGACAGUCCUUCAGCUCAGCCAACCAGAAACUAGAGAGCAUUAUAUCGACCAAUGAGACUCCGGCCCCUGGCCCCUUGCAUGGCGUGAAACUGGAAAGGAGCCCAACGCCACCCACUCCAGAGCAGCCAAUGGGAUUCCUGGGAAUGCACAAGUACUUCCUGCCCAUCACGGAGGGCAUGGUGGACCCUGCCUUCCAUGCCCCGCUCUACUCUUUUCUGACUUCCAGCCAUAACCUUUCUCCCCAUCCUCUCCAUCUGCUUCCCAUCAGCUUGAACCCGUCGGUCAUCACCCUGCCUCCAGCAUCGCUAGCCGGCCACCUUCAUCCGAGGGGCAUGGGGACAGAGCAAUCACAAACACUUCUGGACUCCGAGAACCUGCCCACCAGCAGCUAUGACAGGCAGUGGCUUCCUCACAGGGACAGUGGUCCUGGGACCAGCUGACAAGAAGAACAUCAAUGGACCCAGGAACGCUGUACUUCACAAGGCAAUGGAGCCGGCCUCUGUGCGCAACGCUCUUGGACUUUGCUGCUAAGAUUCCUGGCUUGAAACCAUUUUGAAUCCAAGAUGCUUGCACCUCCAAGGGACUUCCUAACCGUUUGCGCCUGUGUGUAGCAACUCCUGACAAAGCCUGAGAUGACACUUCAGGUCUUGCUAAGCUCAUGGCUCGCUUGAUCCUCCGAAAGCCACAGAGCAACAUCUGAGAUUGCAGAGUUGUUCAGUGAUGGUGGCUCCAGCUGUGGUUAAUGGGCAGCAGUCAGCCGCAGUGCUUUGUCUCCCUCUAGUGGCAGGGAUGUCGCAUUGCACACUUGCUAGCACAUGGUGCCGCAACCUGAGAUAACCAGCACUUUCAACGGGUCGAGACGUUCCUUUCAUUUUAGGAGACAGGAGACGGGUGUGUUAAAUCCCUUCCUCUCCCCAAUCUCAUCCCGACUACGCUGCCAACUUUCUCAGCGGUUGCAAAAUAAUAAAAAUUCAGGGAAGUGUAAUUGAAUCAAGGCGGAGUGGUUCUGGAGGGAGCAGAGAGUUGGGGAAAGCCGGGGAUUUUCUGAAAACAGACAAACAGGAAUGUUGGGUCCAUUUCAAAGAACUGACAUUUGAGAAAUUUCCAAGCAGCUCCUAGUCAUGGCAGGAAGCGUGAAGAGCUGGAAUUUAUUAGUCAGGAGGGUGAUGUGGUUGGAAAGGCAGGGCUUGGAACGGCUACCUUUAUUUAUUUGGACUAAUGUUCCCCGAAUGCUGUCUGGAGGAGUUGUAGUCCAAAAAAGUAACUUUUUCCCAACUCUGGGAGGAAUUGCUGCUUGCAAGAGGAGUGCUCUUACCUAGCAGAUUGGGACUGACACCGUUUUAGUGGACAUGGCUCCAUGCUGUGGAAUUGUGGGAUUUGUAGUAUGGGGAGAUAUUUUGCCUGCUCUCUGGUGCCACAGCAAACUACAGAUCCCAAGAUUGCAUAGGAUGAAGCCAUGGCCAUUUAAAGCAAUGUCAAGCUGCAUUAAUUCUGAAAUGUGGAAGCAUCCUUGGACUCUCCUAGGUUCAACCCUCAAGGAGAGAACUAUCUAAGGAGGCUUCCAUAUUGGUCCAAAGAAGAGAUGAGUUCUUGCAGUAGAAUUCAUUGGUUUUUGACACUCGUUGUCACCUCCAUGCCCUCUCCUUCCAUUAUUUUGGGGCAGUUGUUUGUAGCUAUAUUCUUGGAUCUCCAUUUGGACUCUUCCCAAGGGUUGGGUUUUAUUAUUUUAAGACAUGGGAUGUGGUUUGCUAAGGAAGUCCUACGGUUCAGGGCCAAGACUGUAGAGUUGAUGGCAGUAAAAACAAGGUUGCUGAAUAGAUUCAAAAUGCAAACGAAAAUCCAUCAGUGAUACCUUUACUGGCCAACCGAAAUGCACAAUAUACUUGUUGCAAGCUUUCGAAGCUCCAUGAUGAAAAGAAGCCCAUGUUGUUUCAUGGCACCGUUUGGGGCAGCCGUCAUUCCCUUCCUUGUCACCUUCUCCUCCUUUCCAAAAAUCUCAGGAGCUUCGUCUCAGGGACCCUUUUCUCCUCUUUUUCCUACCAAUCGCAUGCCCUCCAGCAUUUCAGGGAUGAAAAGGACAGCACAUGUGGCAAAAGCUAUUCAUUUGGAGAGGCUGCAGCAGUUUGUUUUUGCUUCAUCCAGAUUCUCCCCUUUCCUGAGUCAAUGCAAACUACUUUUGCACUUGGAGUCCCAUUUGCAGCAACUGAAGAAAAGGGAAGGCGGGAGGAGGAGAGAGGAACCGGGGCUUUCCAAAGCGACUGAAAAAGUGGGACGGCAGAGGAGUCCUUAGGAGUGUCCCUGACAAAACGGAAACCGUUGGAGGGUAGGCACCCGCUUUCUUGCCAAACGCCCUUUCUUUCUCUGCUUUUGUGAGGAGGAGCCAUACUUCAAAAGUAAGACCUCCUCAUCUUCCCGGGGAGAAAAGAGCCGGUGCAGAAGGAGGAUCUUUGGAGUUUACUGACUGAUUUGUCAUUAAAAUAUUUUUCUACUGU
Sceloporus undulatus (fence lizard) is the source of this 4044-nucleotide messenger RNA. It is a transcript of the gene BCL3, whose product is annotated as BCL3 transcription coactivator. Lineage: Eukaryota; Metazoa; Chordata; Lepidosauria; Squamata; Phrynosomatidae. The coding region runs from base 277 to 1992 and encodes 571 amino acids. The record is from RefSeq and is a predicted model, not a curated record. The transcript has 9 exons. Gene Ontology annotation, molecular function: protein binding.